AUGGAGGUAACUACCUUAGCAGGGGCUUUGCUGAGGAAGGCUGGGGCUGCAAAGCUCAAGGCAGAUAAGGCCAAGGCUCAACUUGCAAGGUUCAAGAAGGAGAGCGCAAACUGGGAGAGUGCCCAUGCUGAGCUGCAAACGGUCAAGGUGGAGCUGGAGAACACACGUCGCCAGGUUGUGUCGCUCGAGUUCCAACUGGCUGGCGAGCAGAAGAGGCUGGAUGAGGCCCAAAAAGCCUGCGCGGUCGCGGUUGAACGACAUGAAGAUGCGAUGAGCAGUAAUGAAGAGCUGGUCAGGCAGAAGGAUGAGGCAGACGUGAAGAUUAGCGAUCUGCAGAAGGAGCUGGAGGGCGAGUGUGCAAAGGCACUAGAAGAGAGGGAGAGCCUUCAGAAGGAGUUGGAGGCAGAGAGAGUCAAGGCGACUGUUGAGAGGGAGACCUUGAAGAAGGAGUUGGAGGCAGAGAAGGCCAAGGCAACUGCUGAAAGGACGUCCCUGAAGAAGGAGUGGGAGGAAGAGAGGGCUAAGGCAGCCUCUGAAACGGCGACCCUGCAGAAAGAGUUGGACAAAGAGAGGGCAAAGGCAGCCUCUGAAAGGGCGGCUUACCCUGAUCUGUAUGUGGCAGCAGUGGAUCAAUUCAAGGGGUCUGCUGAGUUUCAGAUGGCAGUGUAUGUCGCGGUCACAAGCAGCUUGGCGAGGGAGGAGUCUGGGGGGGCGGGCCCAUCGAGGACGACCGUUGGGGGCAGAACUGAAGCGGAAGUGAUUGAGAGCUUCCAGCACUGA
Molecule: messenger RNA, 780 nt
Organism: Camellia sinensis
Lineage: Eukaryota; Viridiplantae; Streptophyta; Magnoliopsida; Ericales; Theaceae
Source: RefSeq, a predicted model, not a curated record